Messenger RNA from Fopius arisanus, 2141 nucleotides. RefSeq names its product guanylate cyclase soluble subunit beta-1-like (gene Gycbeta100B). Gene Ontology annotation, molecular function: guanylate cyclase activity; heme binding. The transcript has 14 exons. Gene Ontology annotation, biological process: cGMP biosynthetic process; response to oxygen levels. Gene Ontology annotation, cellular component: guanylate cyclase complex, soluble. Bases 145 to 1956 code for a protein of 603 amino acids. The record is from RefSeq and is a predicted model, not a curated record. NCBI's taxonomy places the organism in Eukaryota, Metazoa, Arthropoda, Insecta, Hymenoptera, Braconidae.
GGCAUGAAGUAAACACGCUGUUGUCUAUUAUAAUAAAACGAUUCAUCCCGUGUCUGCUCUCGAGUACGUCAACAAAUGACCAUUAGCAUGGAAAAAUAAUAAUAGUGAGGACUAGCAACAGGACAAUCGCUCUCACUGUCAAUCAUGUAUGGUUUCGUGAAUUACGCUCUGGAAUUGCUGGUUGUGAAAACAUUCGACAAUGAGACAUGGGAAGCAAUAAAGAAAGAUGCCGCUGUUAAUAUGGAGGGGCAGUUUCUUGUACGACAAAUUUAUGACGAUGAGAUCACAUAUAAUAUUAUCUCGGCAGCAGAGAAAUUACUCAAAAUCCCAGCAAAUCAGAUUCUUGAGCUCUUCGGACGAAUGUUCUUCGAGUUCUGUCAGGACUCUGGCUAUGAUAAAAUCCUACAAGUCUUGGGUGCAACUCCUCGCGACUUCCUCCAGAAUUUGGAUGCACUGCAUGAUCAUUUGGGUACCCUUUAUCCUGGAAUGAGAGCUCCAUCUUUUCGCUGCACAGAGAGACCUGAGGAUGGCGCCCUAAUCCUGCACUACUAUUCCGAUCGUCCAGGUUUGGAACACAUUGUCAUUGGAAUUGUCAAGACAGUGGCCAAGAAAUUGCAUGGAACAGAUGUUGACAUGCAAAUACUCAAGACGAAGGAUGUCUGCGAUCAUGUUCAGUUUUUAAUCACGGAUACAUCUACUCCUGGGGUAACCACUAAACCUAUCACAGCUGAGCUGAAGACCCUGUCUGUUGAACCAAAGGUCAGCCCAUCAACGUUCUGCCGAGUCUUUCCUUUUCACCUGAUGUUCAAUCGUGACCUAUUUAUAGUGCAAACUGGCUGCACAAUAACCCGAGUAAUACCUCAAGUGACAACUGGUGGUUGUAAACUCAGUGAUAUUUUGUUGACCGUCAGACCACAUUUGGAGCUCACAUUUGAAAAUAUUUUAUCGCACAUCAAUACUGUUUAUGUGCUUAAGACGAAGAAGGGAGUAAUGAAGGUGGAGGCAUCAGAGGAAUUCUCAAAUUUACGAUUGAAGGGUCAAAUGCUGUAUAUACCAGAAUCCGAUUUAGUAAUCUUCCUGUGUUACCCCAGCGUAAUGAACCUUGACGAUCUUACAAGACGUGGUCUUUAUCUGAGUGACGUACCCCUUCACGAUGCUACACGAGAUCUGGUCUUGAUGUCUGAACAAUUUGAGGCUGAUUACAAACUGACGCGAAAUCUCGAAUUACUUACUGAUAAGCUACAGCAGACAUACCGGGAAUUAGACGGAGAGAAGCAAAAAACUGACAGAUUGCUGUACUCGGUACUACCAAUAUCAGUGGCAAGUGAGCUGCGACAUUCGAGACCUGUCCCUGCUAAAAAAUACGAUUGCGUAACACUAUUAUUCUCCGGUAUCGUUGGGUUUGGUGCAUAUUGCGCUGCUAAUACCGACUCAAAUGGCGCAAUGAAGAUUGUUAAUAUGCUAAAUCAGCUGUACAUAGCCUUUGACGUUCUUACGGAUCCAAAGAAAAAUCCAAACGUUUAUAAGGUGGAAACCGUGGGUGACAAAUAUAUGGCAGUUAGCGGACUGCCUGAGCCUUGCAGGAGUCAUGCUAGAUGUAUCGCAAGACUUGCCCUAGAUAUGAUGGACUUAGCUACCGAUGCGGUCCAAAUAGAUGGCGAGCCAGUGAAAAUCACCAUCGGCAUUCACAGUGGCGAGGUCGUUACUGGGGUUAUAGGACAUCGUAUGCCACGCUAUUGCCUGUUUGGUAAUACUGUCAAUCUCACAAGCAGAACUGAAACUACCGGGGAACCUGGAAAAAUUAAUGUCUCAGAGGACGCAUAUAGAUACUUAUGCAUGCCUGAGAAUCAGGACCCGCAAUUCCUGUUGGAGUACCGAGGGCCCGUUACUAUGAAGGGGAAGAGUGAGCCUAUGAAUGUAUGGUUCCUAUCAAGAGAAACCGAAUUACCGUCAUAAAUUAAGUGUUUAAAUAAAUAACAACAUUCUCACGUAACUCAUUUUCCACCUCUGUCUUCUCCAAUGAUCCGUUAAGCUGUAGGAUGAAAAAUUUCACAAGAGCAAUAAGCGAUAUUGACAUUUACUUAAGAAUAAAUAUAUAUAUAUCGUCACUAGCUCUGUAAUGCAAUACAAUAAAUGUAAAA